AUGACCUCAACUGCUACGAGCUCCUCUUCAGCAUUUAUAUGCGAUGGUGGCCAAACCCCUCUCAAUUCCUUCAUAUCCACUCGAAAAUGCAUUCCCUUGACAGAAUAUAAUCGACAACUCCGAAACCUGCAAACAAAUACUUAUAUUUCAAGCAUUUCAAUACUGGGAGUGACGAGAAUUGUUGUAUUUGUUCUCCUUGUCUUGUGCCUCAUUUGCUUUAUUGUGUUCCGUCGAUCUAAAUAUUUAAUGUACAAUCGGUUGGGUUGUGCUUUUGGAUUUGUAUUAUUCGUAUUACUAGCAGCAAUGAAUGGUUUGUUGAUGGUGGAUUUAAUUCCAAGUCGAAUUAUUGACUUUUCUCCCUCCUCAUCGAAUUCCACGAAUUCUACCCAAUCCACCACCACUAAUAGCACCAAAGCUUUUGAUUUCAAUUCUUUACACCCGAACAACGUUGCCUUAGGAAUGGCCAAUUAUGAUCAUUUAUGGAAUCCUCCUUCUGAUCCUUCAUCCUCUUUCAUCAGCAAUUCCAUAAUGUCCAAUAUUCCUUCGAAUCUCUUCACAACUGUAAAUCAAUUGGUACUAGAUUCAAAUGUUGUGAAGGGUUUGUUCGCAUCACUGAUCACAAGUGCCACCAACACAUCCAUCACCAAUACCACUGAUUAUUCGAAAGUGAAUUUGAGAUCCAUUCCUCUCGUGAAAAGAACAGCAGCCAUGUGGAAAGCUCAACCCAAUGAACUUCUCUCUGAAACGAUUUGUUUCAUUCAUUUAGGAACCACUUCAUUGAUACAUUGGCUUAUGAUCUUUUGUUUACCUGUUUUUGGUUUCAUGAAUUACAUCAUUCGAUCCUAUCUCGAGAGAAAGAAGUUACGACUAGUGAAAUACAUUGAAAAGGAAAAUCAAAAGGUACAUCAAAAUUUCCUGUCACGUCUUCCCUUAGAUUCCACCGAUCGAUCCAAUCCAAGCAUUUCUGGAGUAUCAAACGGUGGUGGUAUUCGUCCUCAUCAUCAAAUCUCUGAUUUGCAAUCCUUCAUUGCAAGUAGUAGUGUUGCAAGUGACACUUCUGGACCUCUCUAUCGAAAUAGCCAAUCUCAUCAUCAUCACACUCAAACUGGCAAUCACACAGUCACCACUUCACAAGCUCCACCAACUUCGAGAUUAUUUGGUGAUUCUUUUGCUUCGGGUAUUUCCUCUUCCAAUGCUAGUAAUUAUCAACUAUCGGGGCCGUAUCAGAAUGGUCAGCGUUUUCAAGUACAAAGAGACUCUACCAUUUCGAGAAAUAGUGUGGCAGAUACAUAUUCUGAAUCAGCUCAAAAUUCUGAUUCUGAAAACCUCUCAAGUUUUGGAACUAGUUUUAUGAGAAAUCCUCAACCUUCGACUUCGACUGGUGUCGAUCAUCGAGGAGGUAUUGAUAAAGAUUUAAUGGCUCAUCGAAGGAAUCAUCACAAGGAUAUGCAUUCAACCACAUCACAACCCUAUUUUGAACGAGGAUCCCAAUUAUUUUCUGACAACAUGUCAGGAAAUGAAGAAGAUUUGACAAGCUCGAGUGUCAUUUAUCAUGGAAAUUUAUCUCAGACUGUGUUGGGAUUAACCACGAGGGCGAACAAAACAACCACUUUUGAUAGUGAUUCUCUUUCGGACACAGUUUCACACUCAAACAAUAGAACCACAACGAAAUUCACCUCUUCAGUGUCUGCAGUCAGCACCACUCACACCAACGAACAACAAUUAAUCUCCAAAUUUGAAAAGAGAAACACUGUCCUCUUAUUGAAUUUCGUUCUGAGACAUCCAGUUAUUUUUCAAUUUCUCUUUUCAGGUCUCACCACAAGCGCAUGGCUCGGUAUUAGUGGACUCAUUCUUGGUAUUACUCUUCAAUUUCAACAAGCCACAAGUUGUGACUCUAUUUGGUUCAUCAUUCAGAGAGUUUGGUAUGGUGCAAUUUUAGUGAUUGGAGCAGUGGCCUUGUUGCUUUUAACACUCUUGGAUAUGGUUGUGAAUGAGAGACAUUCCAGUUUGAAGCAUUCAGAGCAGAAAGAAAAAUAUUCUAAAAAGAAAUCCUCCACAGAGAAGAACUCGUUCAAAAAACGAUUCUCCAAAUUCUUUCGAUUUUUCAUUAAUUAUUGGUGGUAUCAUGAUUUUCAAUUUUGUCGACGAGAGGCCAUUUUGUAUAGUUCCAUGUUCAUUGUGGCAUGUAUUGGCAUUGCAGUCACGGACGUGUUGGUUUUCACAUUGAAAACAGAAGAUUUAGUGAUGAAGAUUUGUAUUUUGAAGAUUGUCAUGACUGUCUUGUUCGAAUUACCUUUCGUUUUAAUAUCACCUGUCAUGACAAGUUGUUUUACCAUGAAAAGACAAUUUCACAUUUCACGACUUCAAAGUCAUUACAUUAAGAAUCAUGAUGAAUUUGUGAAAAAGAGUGUGAGACAGGAUCAAAUCAAUGACAAUUUAUCAUUUGUACCAUCCUCUUCGAAUGGAGGAACCAAUCGAGAUGCAUUGAUUGAACAAAUGUAUGACUUUUCAGUGUAUCAUCCGACUGAGACCAUCUUAAGGCAGCUCCUGAAACACUCCAAAUUGAAUCGAAUGUUUCAAGAAUUUUUACAGAGAGAGCUCUCAAUUGGAAAUUUACUCUUUUACAAGUGUGUGAAUGAGUAUUUGAGUUUGAAAGAAAUGGAAAAGACGCAACUCGCUCAACAGAAAUUGUAUCACAUUUAUUAUAAUUUUAUACAACCCAAAGGUUUGAGAAUGAAGAAACGAAAGACUGUUGAAACCAAUCAGCAACCAUCAGAGAUGACUCAAAACGAUGAAUCCAAGGAAGCUCUCCAUUCAAGUGCAUCCUCUUCUUUGUUGAAUAUCUCAGAAUGGUUAAGUCCUGAAUUGAAAUCUCGUUUCACACAAUUAAUGAAUGAAAUUGAAAAAUCUGAAAAUAUUACCAAUCCACAAUCGGCAGAAAUUGGAAAAAUCAUGUUAGAAUUGAGAGAUGAAGUUCUAUUUAAUCUAUUAGAUGCUUACACUCGAUUUUAUUUGGAAUGUCAAGAAUUUAGAGAAAUCUAUGUGGAACCCAAUAAGAAGAGUUUGUCUGCCUUAAUGAUGAAGAAGUGA
Messenger RNA from Naegleria fowleri, 3090 nucleotides. RefSeq lists its product as uncharacterized. The transcript has a single exon. NCBI's taxonomy places the organism in Eukaryota, Heterolobosea, Eutetramitea, Acrasida, Naegleriidae. The coding region runs from base 1 to 3090 and encodes 1029 amino acids. The record is from RefSeq and is a predicted model, not a curated record.